Plenodomus lingam JN3 is the source of this 621-nucleotide messenger RNA. NCBI's taxonomy places the organism in Eukaryota, Fungi, Ascomycota, Dothideomycetes, Pleosporales, Leptosphaeriaceae. The record is from RefSeq and is a predicted model, not a curated record.
AUGGGCAUUGAGAGUCAGGAACCAAAGACAGACUUGGUGGGGUACCGUACUGGGCCAUUGCAUCACACUGUGCCUGCGUCCCAGAGCUGCCUGCAGGCCAGCCAUGGUGCGCAGGGUACAAUGGACGCAUUCUCUCGUCCAUCAUACGUCGCAACACAGCUGCGAGGUGGCAGGCCCAAAGGCAGGGACAGCAUCCUCCAUGCAUUGCGAUGGGGCUCGCGAUACAUGCUCCUCCGAGAGGCCCCCGUAUCGACUUCAAUAUCAACACGCAACUAUAGCCUUCUUUUGUAUGCGAAUCUCGAUCCCAACGUGCCAGCAAAAGGCCGCUGUGUAGGGGAACGUUACGGUGCUUUCAAGCCGCAUCCCACCAAGCAGGAAACCCCACGUUUUCUCGCACCGCACCCUGUCGACCACCCACCCCCAUUCCUCACAACGUACAGUAUCCACGUCCUUGGAUUCGGCCGCGAAGGAUGCUUCACAGCCCACACCCUUGCCCUCGUACCCAACAGUAGCCGAGAGGCCGGCUAUAACACUGCGCCCUUGUCGACCAUUUUGCUCCUCGAAGGCUACUCUACCUCCAUAACGUCCUUCUCGAGACGCUUUCAAAGGCGCGAGUGGUAA